Solanum verrucosum is the source of this 801-nucleotide messenger RNA. RefSeq lists its product as uncharacterized. Bases 1 to 801 code for a protein of 266 amino acids. The record is from RefSeq and is a predicted model, not a curated record. The transcript has 2 exons. Lineage: Eukaryota; Viridiplantae; Streptophyta; Magnoliopsida; Solanales; Solanaceae.
AUGCCGUCUGAGGUUGAAGGUGAGGUUAGUAAAAAUGAUGAUGAUGAUGAGAUUGAGGUUACUGGAGAGUCCAAGAAUGCUACAGAGAAGGAAUUGGAGAUAACCCAAAAAGUUGUUCCCAUGCCUAGACCUCUACCUCCAUUGCCACAGAGGUUAGUGAAGAAGACGGAAGAGGGGAAAUACCGCAGGUUUAUUAGUAUGUUGAAGCAUAUUUCCAUCAAUGUUCCAUUGAUAGAAGCUUUGGAGCAAAUACCUGGGUAUGUGAAGUUUAUGAAAGAUUUGAAAAAAGAGGAUCCUGGUGCCUUAAUUAUUCCAUGUACUAUCUGGUUGUUGCAUUUUGCUAAGGCGUUGUGUGAUCUGGGUGCUAGCAUUAAUCUGAUGCCUUUGCCUAUUCACAAGAAGUUGGGUUUAGGAGAUCCAAAACCGACUGCGAUGCGAUUGCUCAUGGCCGAUAGAACUGUGAAAAGGCCCAUUGGUGUGCUCCAAGACGUAUUAGUGAAUGAGGAGUUUUUUAUCUUUUCGGUGGAUUUUCUGAUACUUGAUUAUGAGGUUGAUUUUGAGGUUCCCAUUAUCCUUGGGAGACCAUUCCUUUCCACUGGGCGUGCCUUGGUCGAUAUGGAGAAAGGGCAGAUGAAGUUCCAAUUGAAUAAUGAACAGGUUAGUUUCAACAUUUGCAGAUCCAUGAAGCAGAGUAGUGAGCUCAAGUAUGUAUCAGUGGUUAAUCAUAAUGUAGAGAGUGGUUCUGAGGUGCCUAUUGAAGAGAGGUUGGGUGUUGAUGCACUAGCAGCGGUAAAGAAGUAA